AUGAAGAGGUACAGAAACCCCAGUCAGAACUGGGCAGGGACUGUUACAACAACCAAACGGAUAGGCAUUCCAGCUCCACGGGAACUUGCAGUAACUAACUCAAAAGAGAGGUCUGUGCCAUACGGACCCUCCAAUCCCAGGAAAUCAGUGUCCAGUCCAACUUCUUCCAGGACCGUCCCCCCUGUCAAGCCCCCAAGGAGCACUUUCACAAAACCCAAGCAAGAGAAUGAAGGUGCGGAGAAGGCUGUGCUUGAGUCCCAAGUUCGGGAACUUUUGGCAGAUGCCAAAGCAAAAGACAAUGAAAUUACCAAGCUUCAAAGUGAACUAAGGAAAUGCAAAGAGGAAAGGGAUCUGAGCACUGAAGGGAGUGAUGCUUCAGACCCAAAUGUAGAUGGAACAUCUGUGUCCCCAGGCCACACAGAACCUUUGAUCAGAGCUCUUGAGGAGAAGAACAAAAACUUUCAGAAAGAGCUUGCUGAUAUAGUGGAGGAAAACCGGGCCUUGAAGGAGAGACUGACUUAUCUUGAGCAGUCACCAAAUUCAGAAGAGGCAGCUAGUCACACCUGUGACAGCAGCUGCCCGAUAUCCUUAAUUCAAGAGUCAAGCUUCGGAGGCCAAACUGGAACUCAAUUGUCAAGUGAAAGCGAUGAGUAUAAAAAACAUGUACAUGAAAAUGCAUUACAGACAUCGGAUUCUUCAAGUAGUGCUGUUACCAAAGCUUCUUUGUCACGAGAUGCCUCUGAUUUUGAGCACAUUACAGUAGAGACACCCUCUAGGCCCCUGUCUUCCACUAGCAACCCCUUUAAGAGCUCCAGGUGUUCUACCACUGGGAGUUCCCCUAACAACAUGAGCGAAUUGUCCUUGGCUUCCCUCACAGAGAAGAUACAAAAGAUGGAAGAAAAUCACCACAGCACCGCAGAAGAACUACAGGCUACUCUGCAAGAGUUAUCAGAUCAGCAGCAAAUGGUGCAGGAACUGACAGCUGAGAAUGAGAAACUGGUGGAUGAGAAGACGAUUUUAGAGACAUCCUUUCAUCAGCAUCGAGAGAGGGCAGAGCAGCUAAGUCAGGAAAACGAGAAGCUGAUAAAUCUUUUGCAAGAACGAGUAAAGAAUGAAGAGCCCAACAUUCAAGAAGGAAAAAUCCUUGAACUAGAGCAGAAGUGCACAGAUAUUCUUGAACAGGGCCGCUGUGAAAGAGAGCAGCUGCUCAGCAUUCAGCAGCAGCUGACCUGUGGCUUGCAGAAGAUCGAGGAAGCAAACCAAGGAGCUUUAGAAAUGAUUAAACACCUGAAAGAAGAAAAUGAAAAACUGAACGCGUUUCUGGAACUGGAACAGCGUAAUAACAGUGUGAUGGCCAAGACUCUGGAAGAAUGUAGCAUUACCUUGGAAGGGUUGAGGAUGGAGAAUGUGUCUUUGAAGGCUCAUUUGGAGGGUCAGAAGCCAAAAGCCAUGGAGACCAGUACCAUGGGGCAGAUGGCAGAGAGGUGUGAAGUUCAAGAGAUGCUGAAAGUAGCUCGAGCUGAGAAAGAGGAACUGGAACUUUCUUGCACCGAGCUCGGACAAGAAUUACUAAAGGCGAAUGGUGAAAUUAAACAUGUCUCCAGCCUGCUGGCCAAGGUAAGAAGAGAGAUGUCUCUACCGAGCAAUUCUGACUUUGAAAACCUGUUAGAUGCUACACAGAUUGGCAUUGGGGAUACAAAAGUGAAGCACCCGAAUUUCUGA
Molecule: messenger RNA, 1722 nt
Organism: Cynocephalus volans (Philippine flying lemur)
Lineage: Eukaryota; Metazoa; Chordata; Mammalia; Dermoptera; Cynocephalidae
Product: cytospin-B-like
Exons: 3
Coding region: 1-1722 (573 amino acids)
Source: RefSeq, a predicted model, not a curated record